Molecule: messenger RNA, 1026 nt
Organism: Eucalyptus grandis
Lineage: Eukaryota; Viridiplantae; Streptophyta; Magnoliopsida; Myrtales; Myrtaceae
Product: probable 3-hydroxyisobutyrate dehydrogenase, mitochondrial
Biological process (GO): L-valine catabolic process
Molecular function (GO): NADP binding; NAD binding; 3-hydroxyisobutyrate dehydrogenase activity
Source: RefSeq, a predicted model, not a curated record
AAUGUUGGCUUCAUAGGCUUGGGAAAUAUGGGAUCCAGAAUGGCGAAGAAUCUUGUUAAAGCUGGAUACAAUGUUGCCGUGCAUGAUAUAAAUGGUGAUGCCAUGAAGAUCUUUGCUGGCUUUGGAGUCCCCACCAAGAAAACACCUUUUGAAGUUGCAGAAGAAAGUGAUGUUAUAGUGACAAUGUUGCCGUCAUCUUCCCAUAUGGAGGUGGAGUUCCUAUGAUGCUGGGCGCACCUGUUUCUGGAGGUGUUCUUGCUGCUGAAGCUGGUUCACUGACGUUCAUGGUUGGUGGAUCAGAAGAAGCUUAUCUUACAGCAAAGCGUUUGCUCCUCGCCAUGGGCAAAAGCACAAUUUAUUGUGGUGGAGCAGGAAAUGGUUCGGCAGCAAAAAUCUGCGACAACUUAGCGAUGGCUGUGAGCAUGCUUGGUGUAUCUGAGGCACUUGCUCUUGGUCAGUCUUUGGGAAUUGCUGUCUUGACAAGAGUAUUCAACUCUUCAAGUGCUCGAUGUUGGAGUAGUGAUGCUUAUAAUCCAGUUCCUGGAGUGAUGGAAGGUGUUCCAUCUUCAAGAAACUAUGAUGGUGGAUUUGCAACUAAGCUGAUGGCAAUAUGAAAGCAAUUUAUUGAUUUCCCUCCUUAGUUUGUUUCCUUCUCUCUUCAUUAAAAAUAUAGCAUAAGCCUUCUGCUGGAAUGGUGAAGGGACUAAUAAGGGUCCCUAUCUUUGUACGGCUUAUUAUAUCAUUAAAUUCUACCUGGCUUCUACUAAGUAUAUGCAGUCGAUUGCUCUGCAGUUGUUCUGCUAUUACAUUUAUUCAUGUAGUUGCAUGAGCAGUUGGGCCUAGUGGCAUGACCCAGCUUCUGUAGACUGGAAAGUAGGACACACUCUACACCAGCCAAAUGUAAAGAGAAGAAACACUAGAGCAAUUAGAAGAAUCUUCUAUGAUGAGGGAUUUCUCUUUGUGAUCUGUUUCUGUGUAUGUGCAAUUUUUUGGAAUAAAAUAUAAAUCAUUGAAUUCCUAUCUGAG